This is a messenger RNA of Racocetra persica, 923 nucleotides long. NCBI's taxonomy places the organism in Eukaryota, Fungi, Glomeromycota, Glomeromycetes, Diversisporales, Gigasporaceae. The record is from the annotation of a GenBank genome assembly.
AUGACAAGCCAAGCAGCUUCGUUAGAAUCUCUCAAACUUGAUCCAGCCACAUAUGAUCAUUUAGAAACCAUUCUUACAAAUAAAAAUGGCCAGACACCAUUGCAUAAACGCUUUCGUGCUAUGUUUACGUUAAAAAACCUUGCGGACAAAAAAAGCAUUGAUAUACUCGCUAAAGCAUUUGAUGAUGACUCUAUACUAUUAAAACAUGAACUUGCUUAUGUAUUGGGCCAAAUAAAAAACCCAUAUGCGAACCCAGUGUUACGUUCUAUCUUGGCUGAUCGAUCUGAAGAUCCAAUGGUUCGACAUGAAGCUGCUGAAGCUCUUGGAGCAAUCGGAGAUUUGUCCUCAUUAAAUAUUCUUGAAGAAUAUCUAUACGAUGAAGACGUUGUUGUCAGAGAAACUUGUGAGUUAGCUAUCGCUAAAAUAAAAUACGAAAACGAAAAAAAUGGGCAGGAAAUUUCUAAAAGCAUAUAUACAUCGGUAGAUCCUGCUCCACCAAACGUGGAAGUUCAAUCAAUAACAAAAUUACGCGAUAUCCUUCUCGAUAAGAAGUUACCUUUAUUCGAACGAUAUCGCGCUAUGUUUGCGUUACGUAAUAUAGGCACCACGGAAGCUGUUUUAGCUCUCGCGCAAGGUUUCGAUGACCCAUCUGAUUUAUUUCGCCAUGAGAUCGCUUAUGUGUUUGGACAAAUUCAAAGUCCUGAUAGUGUACCUGCUUUAAUAAAAACAUUGGAAAAUAUGAAUGAAUUAUAUAUGGUUCGCCAUGAAGCUGCCGAGGCGUUAGGAUCCAUCGCAACCUCAGAUUGUUUACCGGUAUUAAAAAAGUUUAAAGAUGAUCAAGAGAGAGUUGUUAAAGAAAGUUGUGAAGUUGCACUGGAUAUGUUUGAAUAUGAGAAUUCACAGGAAUUUCAAUAUGCGGAUGG